CGCGCUCUGUGUGGCCGCUGCCGCCAUGUUGUUGUGGUUGUGAGAAGGCGGCGGCGGCGGCGGCAGCGGAGGAGCAGCCGGACGAGACGCUCCAACGGCUCAGGCGCUGCCCCCCGCCGGCCCUGGCUGGGAGCCUAGUGGGGUGGCGGAGGAGGCCGUGCCGUGGCGGGCCUCGCCAUGCCCUGCCGCCCGAUUGACUUGUGAAACCUUCUAAUAGAGAAACUUCUUGGGACAAACUUCAUUUGGUGUAAAGGAAAGAAAAGCCUUGCCAGACACUGAAGAAGGGAAGGGGAUUUCUCCUCCUAAUCUGGGUCUCCUGUCAUGGAUGAAGAGACUCGGCACAGCCUUGAGUGCAUCCAGGCCAAUCAGAUCUUUCCCAGGAAGCAGCUGAUCCGGGAGGAUGAGAAUCUUCAGGUUCCUUUUCUUGAACUUCAUGGAGAAAGCACAGAGUAUGUGGGCCGUGCUGAGGAUGCCAUCAUUGCCCUUUCUAAUUAUAGACUUCACAUCAAGUUCAAGGAGUCUCUUGUUAAUGUUCCAUUACAGCUUAUAGAAAGUGUUGAAUGCCGAGAUAUAUUUCAGCUUCAUUUGACUUGCAAAGACUGCAAAGUUAUCAGGUGUCAGUUCUCAACCUUUGAGCAGUGUCAAGAGUGGCUCAAGAGACUGAACAAUGCAAUCCGACCACCUGUGAAAAUAGAAGAUCUCUUCUCAUUUGCAUACCACGCUUGGUGCAUGGAGGUCUACGCCAGUGAAAAAGAACAACAUGGAGACCUGUGCAGACCAGGGGAGCAUGUAACGUCAAGGUUUAAAAACGAAGUGGAGCGGAUGGGUUUUGAUAUGAACAAUGCUUGGAGGAUUUCCAACAUCAAUGAGAAGUACAAGCUAUGUGGUAGCUAUCCACAGGAGCUCAUAGUGCCUGCCUGGAUCACCGACAAAGAACUAGAGAGUGUGGCAAGCUUCAGGUCCUGGAAGCGCAUCCCUGCUGUCGUCUACAGGCACCAGAGUAAUGGAGCCGUCAUUGCCCGCUGUGGACAGCCGGAGGUCAGCUGGUGGGGCUGGCGAAAUGCUGAUGAUGAGCACCUGGUGCAGUCAGUAGCCAAAGCUUGUGCCUCUGACUCCCGAUCAAGUGGCAGCAAGCUGUCGACUAGGAACAGUUCUCGAGACUUUCCCAAUGCGGGAGACCUUUCUGAUGUGGAGUUUGAUUCUUCUCUGUCAAAUGCUUCAGGAGCAGACAGUUUAGCCAUCCAACCGCAGAAGCUUUUGAUCUUGGAUGCACGUUCCUAUGCAGCAGCUGUGGCAAACCGAGCCAAAGGAGGAGGCUGUGAAUGCCCAGAGUAUUACCCAAACUGUGAAGUCGUGUUUAUGGGGAUGGCAAAUAUUCAUUCAAUUCGGAGGAGUUUUCAGUCUCUGCGGUUGCUGUGCACACAGAUGCCAGAUCCGGGAAAUUGGCUGUCAGCUCUUGAAAGCACAAAAUGGCUCCAUCACCUGUCUGUGCUUCUGAAGUCGGCACUUCUGGUAGUGCACGCCGUGGAUCGUGACCAGCGGCCGGUAUUAGCACACUGCUCAGAUGGCUGGGAUCGCACUCCCCAGAUUGUGGCAUUGGCUAAGCUCUUGCUGGAUCCGUAUUACCGAACCAUAGAGGGUUUCCAGGUCCUCGUGGAGAUGGAGUGGCUGGAUUUUGGCCACAAGUUUGCCGACCGGUGUGGUCAUGGGGAGAACUCCGAUGAUCUGAACGAGCGCUGCCCAGUGUUUCUGCAGUGGCUUGACUGUGUUCAUCAGCUUCAGAGGCAAUUUCCUUGCUCUUUUGAGUUCAAUGAAGCAUUCCUUGUGAAACUGGUGCAACAUACCUAUUCCUGCCUGUUUGGAACAUUCCUGUGCAACAACGCUAAGGAGAGAGGGGACAAGCACACUCAGGAACGGACGUGUUCUGUGUGGUCGCUGCUUCGGGCAGGCAACAAGGCGUUCAAAAACCUCCUGUACUCAUCUCAGUCAGAAGCCGUGCUAUACCCUGUGUGUCACGUGCGUAACCUGAUGCUGUGGAGUGCAGUGUACCUGCCCUGCCCAUCCCCAUCCACCCCCGUGGAUGAUGGCUGUGCACCGUAUCCAGCCCCUGGCACCAGCCCUGAUGAGCCGCCCCUGAGCCGGCUACCAAAGACUAGAUCAUUUGACAAUCUGACUACAGCUUGCGACAACACAGUGCCUCUAGCCAGUCGGCGCAGCAGUGACCCAAGUCUGAAUGAGAAGUGGCAGGAGCACAGGCGCUCACUGGAACUGAGCAGCCUGGCUGGUCCUGGGGAGGAGCCUCUCGAUCCUGACAGCCUGGGGAAGCCAACCAAAGUGCUGGGCGGCGCUGAGCUGUCUGUUGCAGCUGGAGUGGCCGAGGGGCAGAUGGAGAACAUUUUGCAAGAGGCCACCAAAGAGGAGAGUGGGAUAGAGGAGCCUGCCCAUAGGGGGAGCAUUGAGAUGCAGGAGGUCAAAGAGGAGGCUCUUUUAGAAAAGGAGAUCAGGGUGAAGACCCCUGAGGGCUCGGCCAUGAUCUUUCCUCAAGAACUAGAACUGGGUGAUGCUGCUCUGGCGAACCAUCCAGGCACUAGCCUCUCCGUGUUCUCACGGGGUAUUCCUGAGCAGCAGGGUGGGCACAGUGUUCUCCCCCAUUUUCUCCAGGAGUCCCCCAGGGGAGAGGAUGCCCAGGAGGUCCCUGUGGAACAGCCCCAAAUAGGAGCUAUUACAGAAGAUAGGGAGGAAGCGUUUCUUCCAAUCCCAGUAGAUGCAAAAGUUGGCUAUGGUACCUCACAGUCAAGUUCUCUGCUGCCCUCCCAAGUCCCAUUUGAGGCCAGAGGACCAGAGACAGACAGUUCAAUGGACAUGUUAAUAGAAGAUCAAGUCAAGUCAGAAAGUGGGCCCGAAGGCCAUCAUAGACCUUGCCUGGUGAGCAGUGGCUGGUUCAGUGGCAAGGACAUGCUUCCUCAAACCAUGGAGCCGCGGCCUUCAGAGAAGAGCCUAGCUGAGAGGCCCCAGGUGGGAUCUGUGGUCCAUAGGACUUCCCCUGGCAGCACCCACAGCCCAGCGCAUUCUCCUUGUGCCUUGCCUUUAGCCGAAUGUAAAGAGGGGCUGGUGUGCAAUGGUGCCCCAGAGACCGAAAAUAAGGCUUUAGAGCAGCCCCCAGGGCUUAGCACCCUCCAGAAGCACCCCACCCCCAACGGGCACUGCACCAAUGGGGAGGUUGGUAGGAGCAAGGACUCACUGAGCCGCCAGCUGUCCACUACGAGCUGCGGCUCUGCCCACUUACACUCGAGGAACUUGCACCACAAGUGGCUGCACAGCCACUCGGGGAGGCCAUCUACAGCGGGCAGCCCCGAGCAGCCUUCCCGCAGCCACCUGGACGACGAUGGCAUGCCUGUGUACACGGACACUAUCCAGCAGCGCCUGCGUCAGAUCGAGUCAGGCCACCAGCAGGAAGUGGAGACCCUGAAGAAACAGGUUCAGGAGCUGAAGAGUCGCCUGGAGAGCCAGUACCUGACCAGCUCCCUCCGUUUCAAUGGGGACUUCGGGGAUGAAGUGACUUCAAUCCCCGACUCGGAAAGCAAUCUGGAUCAGAACUGUUUGUCUCGCUGCAGCACAGAGAUUUUCUCUGAAGCCAGCUGGGAGCAGGUGGAUAAACAGGACACAGAGAUGACUCGCUGGCUCCCGGACCACCUGGCCGCCCACUGCUAUGCGUGCGACAGCGCCUUCUGGCUCGCCAGCAGGAAGCACCACUGCAGGGACACUGACCGUGUUGAUCAAACGUGGAAUUGUGGGAAUGUGUUCUGCUCCAGUUGUUGUAAUCAGAAGGUUCCAGUUCCCAGCCAGCAGCUCUUUGAACCCAGUCGAGUGUGCAAGUCUUGCUAUAGCAGCCUACAUCCCACAAGCUCCAGCAUUGACCUUGAACUGGAUAAGCCCAUUGCUGCCACUUCAAACUGAAGCUCAGUGACCUGGGGCGGGCAGAGGCCAAGCUGCUGUUCCUCUGACAGGCCCACACAGCCUGGGCAGACCGAGAGGCCCGUGCACUUUCGAAUGGGGGCAUGGAACCACCUGUGCAGAGUGACAGAAAUUUGGGAUGUACCACUGGAUUGUAGAUUGAUUUUUCUUUCCUGUUUUUUUUUUUUCUCUCUCCCUUUUCCAUCUUCCCUCUGCCUCCAAAAAAGAAAGAAGUCCCCUGGUUGUCUUAAUUUUUUUUUUUUUUUUUUAACGGAAGACCAGAGGUUGCCAGGCCCCCUGUAAACUGUUGAGCCACCUGCUGUCCUAUAGUGCUGAAGGUUGGCUUGGUUCCUCAGGAUGGGAGGAGGCUGUCAGAGUCAGGAGUGGAGGCCCGAGAUCUAGUGCGUGGGGAAGCAAGCCAGGGUUGAUGUUUGUGACUAUUUCUCGUGCCAUUGCCACAUCAGAGCUGAUGGGGAAAACCUUUGCUGCUGAGGAGGCUGAAGCAUCUUCCCUCGGAGCACUGCCCUGAGUGCCGUCUCCCUCCUGAGAGGAGCCAGGCCAUUCCGACCUCACAGAUAAAUGGGAUUGGCAUUUGGAGGGAGGGACACAUAAUAAAUGGAAUCCUUCCAGGCCCCGCUUUGGGGAAGGAAGGUGUUUGUUCCUCUGAGGCUAGUGAGAGGGCCUAGGAAUGGGGGUGGCCCGCAUGUUCUCUCUUGCAUGGGAUUCUGUUUUUAACUUGACCCUGGAUGGUCUAGGGCUCCCUUCACUUUCAUGAGUAGGCCUCCCUGGGCCAGGCUGUGUAGUGCUUCCCACCCUCAGGCAUAAAAGUGCAGACUGGCCGGAAUGCAGUGUCCUGCUGCUGUGGCCAAGGCCAAAGCCUGCCCUGAGCCCGGGCACACCUGGAAGCCCCUUCUGGGGCCUGGUCCCCCAAACAAUCUCUCUUCCUUGACCAGCACAGGGAAAUCCAGACUCAGGGUUCCAAAAGUUCCCCAUUCCCAAACCAAACAAAUCAUGGAUCUCCCCCUUAAGGGGUAGAAUCAGCCUUUUAGAGUGCAAGCCUCUGGAAAAGGGAGCAUGUCCCAUACAAUCAGCCUUCCUCCUCCUUCCCUUCUUGGGGCAGUGGGAAGGGCCCAGCGGGCCCCCUGCCCUGCUCCUGUGCUGCCGCCAGCAGUGAGGGGCCACUUGGUGACUCUGCAGGGUUCUUUAGAAAAUCGGGACACAGCCUGUAGGAGAUUUGGGGCACCUUUCCUCAGUAAGCUUUGAUGUGGUCCAAAAAGAGCCUUAAAUCAAGAAUAUUUGUGGUCGAGUGAGUGUGGGGAAAGGUGGAGAGGAGUUUAGGUUUGUGCUUUGUAGUCUUGGCAUCCAUGUUUUGUGCCUGCCCUCCCUCUCGGGGAAGGGCCAUGCUUGGCUCUGCUAAAAGCUGCUAACUGGUAAUGGCGGACUGUGGUGAGCAGAUGGGGGUGAGGCCAGGGAACUCUCUGACCCUUUGGAAGCAAUUCCCUGGCCAAGGGAAGUUGUAUCUCAGGAAGGUGGCUCCUGUGUGUGCCUGGGUGUGGUUACGAUGUGGCCCAGAGUCUCCCCUGGAGCUGUUAGUCCAGGCAAAGCCAAGAGCAUCUGAGUGAGUCUCUGGCUUCCCAGUGGCAGCAGGUAGCUCAGAGUCUGAAUUUAGUGGAACAGGGUGUAGUUCUUCUCCGCACUCUGUGUGGUCUGGCCGUGGAGGUAGGGAGAAGUCAGUCUAAUUAAAGAUUGUGCAGUUCCUAGUGACAGGUGCCAAGAGGUUAUGAUACGGGUUUCUUGGGUCUGAUGUACAGUGUGAAUAAAUGCUUGCAGCUCUUAGCCCUUUUCGAUCAAUGAAGCACUUUUUUAUUAAUAUUUUUCUUUGUAUGUAAAGGAGGAACCGUAACUCUCCGUAGCUGUACAUAUAACCCUUUUCUCCUAAAGAGGAGUCAAUCAGUGCUCCUAUAUUUUUCAUUUUUUGUCAAAGCAAGAAGUAAAUACUUUAGAACUGUUAAAUAUAUAAAUAAAGUGAAUAAAGUUUAGUGUUCCGCAUGGUAGCAUUUGCUAACACGUUCUAAUUCUUUGCCCUGUGGUUUAUUCCCUCUUCAUCCAUUUUCCCUCUUACAGAGCAACAGUUUGAGGUGCUGCCAGGAAACUGAACUUUGGCAAAGGAAAACUACAGGUUUCGGUUCUACUCUGGACCUUGGCAAGGAGGCACACCACAGUGCCCAAGCACUGAAACACAUGUCCUUGAUGGUUUUGCCCCUGACAUCUCUAAAGCUACAAAGGCAAAGCAAUCAGGCAUCCUAACAGUCCGGGGAUUUUCCUCAUGUAAAAAACAGCAUCAGUAAUAAAUAUAGUAAAUAAAAGUACCUCUGGCCUCUAGCCCCCAUUCCCCCGCCCCAGCUCUGGUCCCACAGCAGCAUCAGCUGCAUCUGCAGUGGUGGUUAAGCACAGAGCCCUGCAGGGGGAGCUGGAAAGAUGUUGGCACAGGGAGAGGUGGCCGGAAAGUGCUUCUGCCUGUUCUUGGAUGAGAGCGAGUGGGUGGGCAGAGACCCUGGGGGUAGCAGCUGAAAUGGGUGUGACCGGGUUAUGUGCCUAACUGGAGGUCUUCCUCCACACAGAGCGCCAAACCUCUGCUCUGUAGAUCUGCAAACCAGCCAAGCAAGACCAUAGUUCCUAGUCACUUCUUGACUAGUUUCUUGCUCUUCGCGGAGGUGGAUUUUCUUUCCCCGCAUCACUAUUGGGCAUCCUUCCCAUCCCAUCCCACAGGUCUG
Messenger RNA from Neomonachus schauinslandi (Hawaiian monk seal), 6728 nucleotides. RefSeq names its product myotubularin related protein 3 (gene MTMR3). Bases 322 to 3957 code for a protein of 1211 amino acids. Gene Ontology annotation, molecular function: phosphatidylinositol-3,5-bisphosphate 3-phosphatase activity; protein phosphatase binding; metal ion binding. The transcript is spliced from 21 exons. The record is from RefSeq and is a predicted model, not a curated record. Gene Ontology annotation, biological process: regulation of autophagy. Lineage: Eukaryota; Metazoa; Chordata; Mammalia; Carnivora; Phocidae.